Molecule: messenger RNA, 2403 nt
Organism: Microplitis mediator
Lineage: Eukaryota; Metazoa; Arthropoda; Insecta; Hymenoptera; Braconidae
Gene: Mct1
Product: monocarboxylate transporter 12
Exons: 10
Coding region: 189-1970 (593 amino acids)
Biological process (GO): monocarboxylic acid transport; transmembrane transport
Molecular function (GO): monocarboxylic acid transmembrane transporter activity
Source: RefSeq, a predicted model, not a curated record
UAAAUAAUAAAUUUAUUAUUUUACUACCUAGUGAAAUCCUCUUUGAGAAUAAAAAUAAUAAAUAAUUGUCUGGUGAAUAGAUAAAUAAAAAUGUGCAAUAAAAGUAUUUGAAAAAUUGUAAUUUUUGUUCAAAAGAUCAACAGAUUUAAAUUGCGAGUAUUUAAUUGCAACAUAACUAGAAAGUUAUCAUGGCACAUGUACCUGAAAAUCCGGAAAAAUUAAAGAAGAAAACGAAGAAGAAAGACGAUGAUGACGAUGAUCGUCAUACUGACGAAGAGAUUGAUUAUAUUGUUGACGAAACACCACCACCUGAUGGAGGAUGGGGUUGGGCUGUAGUUUUUGCUUCUUUUAUGAUACAUAUUGUUACUGAUGGAGUGACUUAUUCCUUUGGAGUUUUCUACGUUGAAUUUCUUUCUUACUUCAGAGAAGGAAAAGGUACAACAGCAUGGAUUGCUUCUAUUCUUGUUGGAAUAACUUUAUGUUCUGGGCCGAUAUCAAGUGCGCUGGUAAACAAAUACGGCUGUCGAACUGUAACAAUAGCAGGUGCAAUUUUAUCAAGUGCCUGUUUACUUAUGAGUGUAUUUGCUCAAAAUGUUGUGACUCUUUAUUUUACAAUAGGCAUAGGAACAGGCUUGGGAUUUGGAUUAAUUUAUCUUCCGGCCAUAGUAUGUGUAACAAUAUAUUUUGAAAAACUUCGAUCUCUUGCGACUGGUAUUGCAGUAUGUGGUUCCGGCAUUGGAACCCUUAUUUUUUCUCCAUUCAUUGAAUUUCUUAUUACAACAUAUGGUGGAUGGAGAGGAGCAAUGUUGAUAGUAUCCGCACUAGCUCUUAAUUGUAUUAUAUUUGGAAUUUUAUUUCGACCAAUUGAACCUACACGACGGCCUAAGAAUAUACAAAUGAAGGAAAUGAAAUCAUCAUCAACAAAUCUUAAAAUGUCUAAUUCAAAUAGCAUAUCAAAUGGUUUAAAUAGACCGCACAGUACACACAAUAUUAGUACAACGUAUCAUUUUGUUACGGACAAUAAUGAUAACAUAAAUAAUUUAAGAAAAAUAACAUUGAGUCAACCUACUCUUACAAAGGAAAUUUCUCAUAAUUUAAAUCAUCCAGAUCACGGUGAACAAAAUCCUAAAUCACUCGGCAGCGGUAUGAUGAAUAAACUUGAUAUAUUUUAUCAAGGGAGUGUUGAAAAUGUUCGUAAACGAUCUGCAUCUGUUGGAAAUAAUGAGACUCAUCCAGCAGUACGUGGAUCUGUUAUGAGUUUACCUAAUGGAGCACAAUAUAAGUCAAGUGAAACAGUAAAAUGUGCUCCCUAUGUAGAAAAAUCAUUUGGAAUAUUGCGACAAAUGCUCGAUUUAUCAUUAUUAAAAGAUCCAGUAUUUCUCAUAUUUGUUAUAUCAAAUUUCUGCACGAGUAUAGGUUUUAAUAUACCUUAUGUUUACUUAAUCCCACAAGCCGAGUCACGAUCAAUUUCUCGAGAAACUGCCAGUUAUUUACUUUCAACGAUUGGCAUUGCAAAUACUAUUGGUCGUAUCAUUCUUGGCUAUGUCUCAGAUAAACCCUGGGUUAAUCGUCUUUUAGUUUACAAUCUUUGUUUAACUAUUUGUGGACUAGCAACAGUAUUAAGUGUAUACUGUGAUUCUUUUAUUUCAUUUGUAAUUUAUACAAGUGUUUUUGGAUUUACUGUUGGAGCAUAUGUAGGACUUACAUCUGUGAUUUUAGUUGAUUUAAUAGGCUUAGAACGCCUGACCAAUGCAUUUGGUUUAGUUUUAUUGUUUCAAGGAGUUGCGUCACUCUUAGGGCCACCGAUAGCAGGUUGGCUCUAUGAUGCAUUAAAUUCUUACGACCCUGGAUUUUUUGUUGGUGGUGCAAUGAUUACUAUCAGUGGUCUGAUAUUAUUCUUGAUACCACCCUUGCAAAGAUGUAUAAAACAGAAAGAAGAAACAUUUAAAGUUGUUAAUGUUACAGCAUAGUUAGAUAAUUUAUGAUUUAAUAUUUUUUAAUACCAAAUACAAACAAAAGAAAUAGGAUUAUUUUUAUAGAAAACUUUACUAUAAUAUAUUUAAUGUUGUCGAGUAACGUCAAAAAAAUACCAUUAGCUCAAAAGUUUAUGUAUAUGUAUGUAUGUAUGUGUCAUGUCAUCUAGAUUACGCUCACAAUUCUUAAUUAAACGGCGGUAAUUAAAUUUCGUAUAUAUUUUUAUUUUUCGAUAGAAAAAUAUCAGAAUAAAUUUUGAGAGAUCACUUAAACUCGUAUAUUUAUUUUAAAAAAUUUUAUAAAAUUAAAAUUUAAUUUUACUAAAUAAUUUUUCAGGUUUAUUUUAUAAUCGAUUUUUUAAACUCAAAUAAAAAUAAUAAGUUUUCUGAACUUAAAAUAUGAAUAACAAGAGAUAAAAAUUAAUAUUCA